AUGACUGGUCCUAAGAAUGGCCCAUGGGCGCUAUGCGCCUCGGUCCGGUCCAAGAUCCUCCCAAACUUCCCACACAGAAUGUUCAGCCUUUCGAACUAUCACAGAUCUGGGGACAACAGGUCAGAUUCAGAUCACGAGUACUUCUACUGCUACACCAGCGGACGCUGGCUUUGGGCUGAAGAAGCGCGCCUCCAAGGACGAUACAAGAAAUUCAGCGUGACAGGUUUGAAACGCCUUGCUGCGGCAGCCAUUGGCGCGCAAUCGUGUGUGAGCAUGACCAAGCUUGCUGAGGGAGGGUUCAACAAAGUCUUCCGACUCUCCAUGGACAACGGUGCAGUAGUGAUUGCAAGGAUUCCAAAUCCAAAUGUUGGUCCAGCACGCCGAGUCAUAGCAUCAGAGGUUGCCACAAUGGACUUUGUAAGCCUGCUUCGUUUUAUAGCUACGUAUUGGCGGAAUUAAUACGUAUUGAACAGGUGCAGAAUGUUCUCGGAAUUCCAGUGCCGAAAGUCCUCGGAUGGGAUGGGGCCAUACUCGCGCAGCCGGACGAGUACGCGGGCAAGACCUUCUGCUCCUCCUCGUUCAUUUACACCAUCCUCAAGAUCACCGAGACCACGUCCAAAGCCUGUGGUAAGCCGGUCAGGUGUAAACAGGUCCCCAAGGACGUAUUUUGCAAGCUCUUACCCGGCACCAACCGCGAUACGCUGCUGAACAUGUUCUGCUACUUCGAGUACUGCGGCUAUUACGGUUACGACUCGAAGCAACUGGUGGAUUGGGCAGCGACUCACGCGCGCGGGAAGGUUAGCUCGUUCGAGCAGUCUCUCCAGCGUGAACCUUUGAGUGUGUGGAACAGGAAAUAG
Messenger RNA from Lecanosticta acicola, 857 nucleotides. The record is from the annotation of a GenBank genome assembly. NCBI's taxonomy places the organism in Eukaryota, Fungi, Ascomycota, Dothideomycetes, Mycosphaerellales, Mycosphaerellaceae.